This is a messenger RNA of Adelges cooleyi (spruce gall adelgid), 692 nucleotides long. RefSeq lists its product as uncharacterized. The record is from RefSeq and is a predicted model, not a curated record. The transcript has 6 exons. Bases 1 to 501 code for a protein of 166 amino acids. NCBI's taxonomy places the organism in Eukaryota, Metazoa, Arthropoda, Insecta, Hemiptera, Adelgidae.
AUGGCUACAGCGACAGGAGUGACUUCUAAUCAAACAUGCAGUUUAAAUAAUGAAUCAGCAAAAAUUGAUAAUGAUACAGAUAACUUUAAGUUAGAUUUGGGCGAUUUAAAGUCUGGUCCAAAAAGACCCAUACUAAAGACAUUCCCAUUAACGAAAUUUGGUACACAAAAUCAGGGCUUUAAUUCUUCAUAUUAUGAGAAUCAUACUUGGCUUGAGUACAGUAUAAGCCAGGAUGCAGUAUUUUGUUAUGAGUGUCGAAUAUUUGGAAGCUAUCAAAUAGAACCUACAUUCACAUCUAUUGGGUUAAAAAAUUGGAAAAAGUUAUGUGGAUCCAAAGGUCUUAAAAAUGGUAAACAAUCAAAGCUUGAUGCUCAUGCCAGUACAAAAACUCAUUUAACUUGUAUGGCAAAAUGGUCAGGACAUAAUGAUGUUAAAAAAACUGACACAGUUCACACUCAGCUUUCGCCAAUAGAGAAUAUAUCAAAAGCCCAAUUGAUAUAAUAGUUUAUUUAGCAUCUCAAGGAUUAGCCUUCAGAGGCCACGAUGAAACAAAUACUUCAUUAAAUCAAGGGAAUUUUAAGGAAACCUGCGUUUUACUAUCCAAGCAUGUACCUACAUUUUCAGAAAAAUUCAACAAAGAAACAAAUUACACUAGUCACCACAUUCAAAAUGAAAUUAUUAAUAUAUGCUCA